AAGCUCCGGCCUUUUUUUUUUCCAAAAGCAGAAUGUGUCAGUUCGACUCAGCUCGCCAAAUAUCGCUGGUUUAAGACGCGCGCCGCCGCUCAGGAGAGACGCCGGAGCGCAAAAGGCAAAAAAAAAAAAAAAAAAAAAAAAAGUUGCGCUUUCUCUCCAAAUAACUUCUGAGACGAAACGCACCGCUUUGCAGGCCCCGCCAACUUCCAGCGUGGGGAAUAUUUCUCCAAGUUUGAAGUUUUUUUCUGCACACCUUCAGAUCGUUGGAGACCUCCGAUUGUUGUCCAGCAGACUCCCGUGUGAGUAAGCCGUGAGAUGACCCUCUCUGGAGGCAGCGAUCGAGCCAGCGACAUGUCCGGCCAAACUGUGCUCACAGCCGAGGACGUGGAUAUCGACGUGGUGGGCGAGGGAGACGAUGAGGGCAUGGAGAGGGUGGACAGCGACUGCGACAGCCCGGGGGGAGGCAGCAUCCUGCACGGCUUUCGAGGAGAGCCGGCCGACGAUGACUUGGAGGACGAGAUCGAGGUGGAGAAGGAGGAGAUGAGGUCCGGAGGAGGGAGCCCGUGCUGCGAGAGCUCCGGGGAAGGAGAGCCGGGCUCAGGGAAAGGAGAGGGUCACGACCAGAGCUCAGCCUCGGGAGGAUCGAUCCAGAAGCCCAAGAGCAGCUUGGUGAAACCGCCUUACUCCUACAUCGCCCUCAUCACCAUGGCGAUCCUCCAGAGCCCGCAGAAGAAGCUCACCCUCAGCGGGAUCUGCGAGUUCAUCAGCAACCGCUUCCCGUACUACCGGGAGAAGUUCCCGGCGUGGCAGAACUCCAUCCGGCACAACUUGUCGCUGAACGACUGCUUCGUGAAAAUCCCCCGGGAGCCCGGAAACCCCGGAAAGGGCAACUACUGGACCCUGGACCCGGCUUCAGAGGACAUGUUCGACAACGGCAGCUUCCUCAGGAGGAGGAAAAGGUUCAAGAGAGUUCAGCCGGACGUGCUCAGGGACCAGACCGCACUCAUGAUGCAGAGUUUCGGGGCGUACAGCCUCGGAGGCCCCUACGGGAGGCACUACGGCAUCCACCCGGCUGCGUAUUCCCACCCGGCGGCUUUGCAGUACCCGUACAUCCCACCUGUGGGGCCCAUGCUCCCGCCGGGCGUCCCCCUGCUGCCCUCGGCGGAGCUCAACAGAAAGGCGUUCAACUCUCAACUGAGCCCGAGCCUCCAGCUGCAGCUCAACAGCCUGAGCACGGCGUCUAUGAUCAAAUCCGAGCCGUCGAACAGGCCGUCCUUCAGCAUAGAGAACAUCAUCGGGGUGUCCAGCUCGUCGUCCGUGACGCCGGGCGCCGCCCAGGCUUUCCUCCGGCCUCCGGUCACCGUUCAGUCGGCCCUGCUGAGCGCGCAGUCCCUCUCUCUGACCCGGACCUCUGCCGCGAUCGCUCCCAUCCUCAGCGUCCCUUCAAAUAUUAUUUCUGGACACGUUUUACCUUCAGCGACGGCGGCAGCGGUCUCCAAAUGGCCGUCACAGUGACU
Poecilia reticulata (guppy) is the source of this 1517-nucleotide messenger RNA. RefSeq names its product forkhead box D3 (gene foxd3). Gene Ontology annotation, biological process: cell differentiation; anatomical structure morphogenesis; regulation of transcription by RNA polymerase II. The record is from RefSeq and is a predicted model, not a curated record. Gene Ontology annotation, molecular function: RNA polymerase II cis-regulatory region sequence-specific DNA binding; DNA-binding transcription factor activity, RNA polymerase II-specific. NCBI's taxonomy places the organism in Eukaryota, Metazoa, Chordata, Actinopteri, Cyprinodontiformes, Poeciliidae.